AAAAGUUUGUUGUGGUUUGUGUUUUUGCACGGCACAAAAAUAAAAAUAUAAUUUUUAUUCAAUUGUUAACGUUGAUUGGAGAACAAGUGCAGCUCGCAGAAAGCCACAGACCAAUAUAAGCGAUAAAAUUAACAAAGAGAUAAAAUACGAAACUGGGUUGCGAUUAAAAACCAGCAAAGUUCAUUAUUCGCUAAAAAUUCUCAAGCGCAUAAAUAAACAGAAAACAAGUUUCAUUUGAUUUUAUUGAAUUGAUUAAUUUAUACAAAAAAAAAAACACUAUGGCUAGCUUUCGUAUGGGUUUAAAGGCACAUAGUGUGCCUAUGUCACUAUUUCGUAAUAACCGUCAAAAGCUUGCUGCGGCUCUACGUGAACAUUCCAAUAUAACUGCCAACACAAGUUAUGUACUCUUGGAAGGUGGAAGAGAAGUUAGUUUUAACGAUACAGAUGUUAAUUAUCUAUUUCGUCAGGAAUCUUAUUUUCAAUAUUUAUUUGGCGUGAAGGAACCAGACUGUUAUGGGGUUUUACAUGUGGCAAGUGGUAAAGCAACAUUAUUUGUACCGCGCCUAGCGGAGGAAUAUGCAACAUGGAUGGGUCGUUUGCUGACACUAGAUGAAUUCAAAGCUAUGUAUGAGACAGAGGAAGUGUUUUAUGUGGAUGAAUUGUCUAGUUUCUUUGAGAAAGCAGCACCUUCUCUCAUAUUAACGUUAAGCGGCACAAAUUCUGAUAGUGGUUUAACUUCAAAACCUGCACACUUUCCUGGAAUUGAUAAAUUUAAAACAAAUAAAGACUUGUUACAUCCAAUAAUCGCUGAAUGCCGUGUUAUCAAGUCAGCUGAAGAAAUUGAAGUUUUGCGUUAUGUUGCUAGAGUCUCUUCAAAUGCACACAUUAAUGUAAUGCGAUUCAUGCGACCAGGAAAAAGCGAGUACGAAGGUGAGUCUGUUUUUCUGCAUCAUUGCUAUGCUAUAGGUGGUUGUCGCCACACUUCAUAUACUUGUAUUUGUGGCAGUGGUGUUAAUUCCGCUAUUCUACACUAUGGCCAUGCAGCUGCACCCAAUGAUCGUGGUACUGUUGAUGGCGAUAUGUGCUUGUUUGAUAUGGGUGCAAAUUAUUGUGGCUUUGCAGCAGAUAUAACUUGCAGUUUUCCAGUAAAUGGUAAGUUUACUGAAGAUCAAAAAUUUAUCUAUAAUGCUGUGUUAGCGGCACGUGAUGCAGUGCUUAAUGAAGCACGUGAAGGUGUUUGCUGGGUUGACAUGCACAAACUUGCUAAUCGUGUAAUGUUGGAAAAACUAAAAGAAGGUGGUAUGCUCAAGGGUAAUGUUGAUGAUAUGUUAGCUGCAGGUUUGGCUGGUACAUUUCAGCCACAUGGGCUGGGACAUUUAUUAGGACUCGAUGUACAUGAUGUGGGUGGUUAUUUGGAAGGACAACCAAAACGUCCAACGGAGCCGUGGUUAAAAUGUUUACGUUUUGCACGUAUACUUAAAGCUGGCAUGUAUCUAACUGUCGAACCUGGAUGUUAUUUCAUAGAUUGGCUUAUGGAUCGUGCUCUAGCUGAACCUGAACUUAAUAAAUUCCUUAACGUUGAAGUGUUUGAACGUUUUCGUAACUUUGGUGGAGUACGUAUUGAAGAUGAUGUUUUAAUUACCAAGGAUGGCUGUGAAAACUUUGCCAUUGUGCCGCGUACUGUGCAGGAUAUUGAGAACGUUAUGACCACACGUAUAGACGAUUAAAUCAAAAAGUUAAUAUACAACAUGUACUUUUUGUUUAAUUUAUUGUCUUUAUAUUAGUUUUUGUUACUAUUUGUGCUUUAUAUGUUAUCUCAAUAAAUAUUAUUGGUCUCGUUAAACGAGUAACUGUUGAAGAAUAAAGAUUACAUUUUAACUUAUCAUGUUAUCAUGUUCAGAUUAGUUCGAGUGGAUUUCGAAUGAAGUGCCUGUAAUAUAUAUUAGAUGUAUUAAAAAAUAAAAGCAUGUUAAUGGCACAGAAAUUUUCAACGUAAUAUACAAUUUAAAUAAUCUAAUAAAAA
This is a messenger RNA of Teleopsis dalmanni, 2023 nucleotides long. RefSeq names its product xaa-Pro dipeptidase-like. NCBI's taxonomy places the organism in Eukaryota, Metazoa, Arthropoda, Insecta, Diptera, Diopsidae. Bases 279 to 1727 code for a protein of 482 amino acids. The transcript is spliced from 2 exons. The record is from RefSeq and is a predicted model, not a curated record. Gene Ontology annotation, molecular function: manganese ion binding; metalloaminopeptidase activity.